GCUGCCGAACAAGUACAGCGACAAGUCCUAACCGACGCAUUGGGUGCAUUCCACUCACAUGGUGACAAUUACAUGACCAUUGUGCCCUUAUCAACACAUCGCGGGCAAGAGCCUCAUCUCGGAUCCACCUAGUACCUUGUCUGACCGACAAUGAUCAGGGCAGCUGUCUAAAGGCGCAAACCCCCCUCCCGUCAACGGAACACCGCAAGUCAAGGCACGCUUACAGUCAAUUCCCACGAUGUGGCGGGACCGCACCAACCUUUACAUAUCCUACCGUCAGUCGUUCACACAUCAUCCAGCCAAGAAGCCACGUUAUCUCGGCGCCUCCAAUGGCUUCUCUGAUAUCCCUUCACAAUCUGAAGAGAGCCGCAGACUCAUUACUGAAACGGGCGGAUCGGACGAGGAUGGCGACGCAAUUAUUGAGAUGGACGUGUUACCCCCGCGCUGGAUCGACGUACAGGACGAAGUGACAGAAAUGCUCGCAGAAGCCGCGCAGAAAUCCUCCCAGUUGGAUAAACUACACCAGAAACACCUCCUCCCCGGGUUUGGCGACGAAGAUAUCAAGAAGCAGGAUGAAGCAGCGAUCGAGCGACUCACCCAGGACAUUACGCGCUCUUUCCACGCAUGUCAGAAGGCCGUACAGAGGAUUGAGAUAAUGGUACGGGAUGCCAAACAGCAGGGCGGCGUCAGCAGCGGAGAUGAAACCAUGGCGAAGAACCUACAAAUCUCGUUGGCCGCCCGCGUGCAGGAAGCCAGCGCUCGGUUUAGGAAAAAGCAAAGUAAUUAUCUUAAGAAACUGCGAGGCUUGGAAGGAUCGUCCUCUUUUGACCGAUCGCCGACCCCGAUGCAAAACCCUUUUACUGAUCCCUCCCUCAUGGAAUCGGAUGCGGACAAGUCCUUUUCCCAGUCGACGCUUAUGCAGACCUCUCAGCGACUCUCAACGUCCAGUGACGCCGCUAUUGUUCAACGAGAACGGGAGAUAAAUGACAUUGCUAAAGGCAUUAUUGAGCUGUCGGACAUCUUCCGCGAGUUACAGGCUAUGGUGAUUGACCAGGGUACUAUGCUGGAUCGGAUAGAUUACAAUAUUGAGCGUAUGGGAACCGAGGUUAAAGCAGCAGAUAAAGAACUCAAAGUGGCUACCAACUAUCAGCGGCGCACGGUAAAACGCAAGAUUCUCCUCCUCCUGAUAAUCUUGGUUGCAGGGUUGUUCAUUGUAUUAUUAGUCAAACCUAAGAGACAUGACUCCCCUGCGCCUUCUUCACCAGCACCAGAGCCACUCUCUGCGCCACAUUUUCAACAAUCACCCGGAUUGCGUUCUCGCGCGUCUAGUUCAAGUUAUCGCAAAAUGAGACGGCCGUUCUUGUCUAUGGUCCCAAGGGACAAAUGGGUAGAUCCAGAUAUAUAUCGAUAGUACUUGCUGUCAAAUCAACACUCUUGCUUACUGAAGGCGAUACAGCGUCAUUAUUUUGUAGCAAAUACUAGCAGCAGCC
This is a messenger RNA of Aspergillus saccharolyticus JOP 1030-1, 1490 nucleotides long. RefSeq names its product t-SNARE syntaxin TLG2. NCBI's taxonomy places the organism in Eukaryota, Fungi, Ascomycota, Eurotiomycetes, Eurotiales, Aspergillaceae. The transcript is spliced from 4 exons. Gene Ontology annotation, molecular function: SNAP receptor activity; SNARE binding. Gene Ontology annotation, biological process: vesicle-mediated transport; intracellular protein transport; vesicle fusion. The record is from RefSeq and is a predicted model, not a curated record. The coding region runs from base 239 to 1411 and encodes 390 amino acids. Gene Ontology annotation, cellular component: SNARE complex; endomembrane system; membrane.